This is a messenger RNA of Dioszegia hungarica, 852 nucleotides long. RefSeq names its product galactose mutarotase-like domain-containing protein. Gene Ontology annotation, biological process: carbohydrate metabolic process. The transcript is spliced from 7 exons. The record is from RefSeq and is a predicted model, not a curated record. Lineage: Eukaryota; Fungi; Basidiomycota; Tremellomycetes; Tremellales; Bulleribasidiaceae. Bases 1 to 852 code for a protein of 283 amino acids. Gene Ontology annotation, molecular function: carbohydrate binding; isomerase activity.
AUGCCCAUCGAGAAGAACGAAAAGUCGCUCGUGAUCACGACCGAGUCGGUACGUCCCGUCAAUCAUCGCUGGUAUGGCGCUCACAUUACCUCUUGGCAGGUUGACGGCAAGGAGCGCUUGUUCUUGAGCUCCAAAGCUGUCAUGGAUGGUAGCAAGCCAAUCCGAGGUGGUAUCCCAAUCUGCUUCCCCAUCUUCAGCGCCCCACCCUCCUCUCCCCCAGAGUACGCCGCGCUCAAGCAGCACGGCUUCGCCCGUACCCUCACCUGGACGCUCGACCACGUCGUCAUGGACCGUUCCGAAGGCGUCUCCGUCCGUCUGCUCUCUGGCCCGCCCCCAGCAGAGUUCAAGCACGAUUACCGCCUGUCCUACGUCGUCACGCUGGCGAAGCACCAGCUGUCGACGGAUCUCCACAUUGUUAACACGUCCAAGUCGGAGGACUUCAAGUUCCAGGCGCUACUGCACAGCUACUUGGCUGUUCCGGAUGCGAAGAAGGUCAAGAUUGUGGGGCUUGACAAGGGGACCGAGUAUAUUGACAAGGAGUUGGACUUCAAGCGGGAGACGUGGGAGGGUGGGGAUUUGGCCAUGGACAAGGCUACUGACAGGGUGUACCAGAAUCUCAAGACCAAGGAGCUCAAGGUCGAUAACGGAGACGGGUCAGGCUUGAACGUUAGGUGGCGCGAGUUUGUCGACUGCACCAUCUGGAACCCCUCAGAGGGCGGUCGGUCGAUGCCAGACAUGGAGGAGGGCGGUUGGGACCGCUAUGUCUGUGUCGAGCCGGGAUACGUUCACGAGUUCAAGACUCUCAAGCCGGGAGAGGAGUUCCUCGCGCAGCAGGUCAUCUCGAUCGCUUGA